AUGUCAUCGCAAAAAUAUGCGUACGAGCUCGGGCAUCUACUGAAGAAUAUUAAUGCAAGCAGCAUACCACCGGCCACCAGCAGCGGCAUGCCGGAACAACAUAACCACCCCAGCGUGCUGGGCUGGACGUGCGAAACCGUGAGCGAUUGGGCGCGCAAGGAAGGCCUAUCGCGGCGCAUCAUCGAGUGGAUUGCCCGCGAGGACAUCGACGGACGGUGUCUCCUUGCGAUUACGGAGCAGGAUGUGCACGAUCUACCGCAGCACUGCGCCUCGAAGCUGCGCUUCGGCGAUAUCAAGCGGUUCUGGUUCGCCACGCGGCUUUUGCAGCGUCAGCACCAUCUCGCCACGUCCGGUUCGUUUGGAUUGCCUGGCCUGUGGAACGGCGAGUAUGGAUUGAGUGCCAGCGAUAUCCUACCACCUGCACAUCAAGCGGCGGGUGUUGGGGCAGCACAUCAUCCUGGGCCAGGCAAUCUGCAUCAUCAUCACCACCACCAUCACAAUGCAUCGCUCUUGUCGAGCAUGGGAACGAGCUACGGAUCGGUCGGUUACAGCUACAGCGACCUCGAGCGCAUCUCUCCGCCAAUGUCCAUCGACGGGUGUGCCACGUGCAUACAACCUGAGUUUUUUAAAACGAUGAUAAGUUUGGGAUACGCCUUUCUGGUCACCUGGAUCACCGCGUUUGUGAUGGUGGUGGUACACGAACGCGUGCCGGACAUGAAGAAGUACCCACCCUUACCGGAUAUCUUCCUGGACAACGUACCCCACAUACCGUGGGCUUUCCACAUGUGCGAGGUUACCGGUACCAUUUUGUUCUGCAUAUGGGUGUGCGUCCUGGUGGUACACAAGCACCGGAUGGUGUUGCUGCGACGGUUCUUUGCACUGGCUGGAACCGUGUUCUUGCUGCGCUGUGUAACGAUGCUGAUUACGUCCCUGAGCGUUCCGGGAACCCAUCUGGAAUGUACACCGCAUGAUCACAAGUUUGACGAUAGCAACGUACGCUUAUCGGAAAUGAUCUACCUUCGAAUCAGUCGUGCCUAUACAAUUUGGAGUGGGCUUGGCAUGUCCAUACAGGGCGUCCGGACGUGCGGGGAUUACAUGUUUAGUGGCCACACGGUCGCGUUGACAUUGCUCAACUUCUUCAUUACCGAAUAUACGCCUCGGAAUCUAUACUUCCUGCAUACGCUUACCUGGCUGUUGAAUAUGUUCGGUAUAUUUUUCAUUCUGGCCGCCCACGAGCAUUACUCAAUCGAUGUGUUCGUUGCUUUCUACAUAACUUCGAGAUUAUUUUUAUACUACCAUACGUUAGCUAACAACCAGGCACUGAUGUCGCACGAUUCCAACCGCACACGCAUAUGGUUUCCCAUGUUUAGCUACUUCGAAAGCUCGGUCGAUGGCAUCAUUCCAAACGAAUACGACACGGUGUAUGGCGUGCUGUACAAGGCGUUCGGUUUUGUGCUCUACGUAAAGGAUGUAUGCAUGCUGACGGCACGCCGCUUCUGGAUUACCAAUAUCGAUGGGCCAGCAGGUGUGUUGAAGACAAAGUCGCUACUGCAACAUCUGCAGACCAAACAAUGCCAAGAGCAACAGGCCACCGGUAACAAGGAGGACACCACCUCAACCAAAGCGAAAAAUGGCAUCGAGGAAGAUUCAGACGAGCAGCAGCAAUCAAACACCCGAAAGCUUUUGCUUUCGAGCAACAUCGAACAUAACCCGAUCCCCUUUGCUAGUCCCGCCAGCAAUAUCAACGCUAAUUACGACGUCGCUAGUCUGAAGCGAAAGUCCUUUGGCAACAAUAACGGCAACGCGGGUUCCCUUCCAAAAAGCGCCAAUGAUUCUCCAAAGAUGAAUAUUAUUAACAACAACAACAACAACAACCAUCUUCCUCCCGGCAGUGUUGGGAACGACGAAGUGAGUGGACCAAAGGAUAAUGCCAAGAAGGAACUGUAAUAAGGUGCUUCUGCUACGAGAACUGAACGCUGUUGUUUUAAUGAGUGCAGCUGG
Molecule: messenger RNA, 2001 nt
Organism: Anopheles nili
Lineage: Eukaryota; Metazoa; Arthropoda; Insecta; Diptera; Culicidae
Product: ceramide phosphoethanolamine synthase-like
Exons: 6
Coding region: 1-1947 (648 amino acids)
Biological process (GO): ceramide biosynthetic process
Cellular component (GO): Golgi membrane; endoplasmic reticulum membrane
Molecular function (GO): ceramide cholinephosphotransferase activity; sphingomyelin synthase activity; protein binding
Source: RefSeq, a predicted model, not a curated record